AUGGAGAUUAGGUGGAAAGUCGUAGACUUGCUUUACCACAAACUGAUGGAAGAGUGCUUCUACGAUUUGACUUCCGGUUCUAACUACAAAGCGUCACUUGAUUAUCAUAUUGGUUUAUGGUGGUAUGGACCUCGGCUUCUUCUGGCCUCCUCAUUCUUCUGGACCGCUUCGGUAAUACUGCUAUUCACCAGUGAAACCCGUCGUGCUUACUGGCAGAUGGCCUCUGCGGGUGGUACCAUAAAGGCCAAACAUUAUCGAGCCAGCCGGGCGUUGAAGUACCGUGGAUGGCGCCAGAUCAUUUGUUUUACCUUUGUCUGGAUGCCGGGUCAGUGA
Molecule: messenger RNA, 333 nt
Organism: Protopolystoma xenopodis
Lineage: Eukaryota; Metazoa; Platyhelminthes; Monogenea; Polystomatidea; Polystomatidae
Source: the annotation of a GenBank genome assembly